Molecule: messenger RNA, 1580 nt
Organism: Aspergillus piperis CBS 112811
Lineage: Eukaryota; Fungi; Ascomycota; Eurotiomycetes; Eurotiales; Aspergillaceae
Exons: 2
Coding region: 329-1384 (351 amino acids)
Source: RefSeq, a predicted model, not a curated record
CGACCCAUGUAUUUAGAGAUUCGCUUCGAAGCCACUUACGACUGUCUUAUAGAAUACACUAACUACAUCUCAUCCGAGUUAUUUGGGCUCUUUGGAUUCUUUGGGGCAUCGUCACCGGUGACAUCAUGGCCAGGGUUGCCUCUCACCGCCCGGCAGCUCAUUCUGGCCAUCGCAUCAUCCCAGCCUCGUCUUUAUUUCGCUGCUUGUCAUUUCCCUCUCCUCGCUUUCCUCCCCUCUUCUCUUACUCCCCUCUUUCUGAUCCCUCCGACCCUGUCCAUCACACCACCAAUUUCCAUCUCUCCAAACAAUCCCACCCACCACCAAAGCAAUGGCUCCCCGCAAGAAAGAAGUCCUCUCCGCGGUAACAGCAGCCGACGACGAUACCGCCGAGAAGACGACGCGCCAACUGCGUCACAAGACGCGCCUGGACCGCAUCCACCCCGCCGUGCGCUUCAUCCUCGCCGUGCUCGGUAGCUUGACAUUGAGCUCGACGCUCUUCUCUCUAACGACGGGGAUCACCCUCGGCGAACUAGGCCGCGUCAGUAAACACCUCGAGACAUGGUGGGAAGUAGGAGGUCUGAUGGCCUGGAAGGCCGUCGAGGUUGGACUUGCCUGGAUCAUGGGCUUUGACGGUCGCGAUGUUCUCUCCUUCACCUACCUCACCCAUCUCCCCACCUUCAGCCUCCUCUCGACCUUCUACAGCCUGCGCCCAACCACAAUCCUAACCAGCUACUUCAUCACUCUCCUCUCCACCACCCUCCCCUUCGUCCUCCUUCGCAACCUCACUCCCCUCCACUCUUUCUCGGAUUCCACGCGCAUCCCUAACCGCUCCAUCCUCAACGACCGCCCGACGACCAUCUACACCACCAUCGCCGCGGCCGCCAUCUUCACCGUCACCCUCUCCCUCAGCUACGCCACGCCCUGGCUCCCCACCACCCUCGUCACCCACUUCCAAGACAUCCCGGACGUCACCGCCAUCCACGCCGGUCCCGCCGCUCUCCCGGGUCUAUUCCUCUCCCUCCUCCCCGCUGGCUUGGCGGCGCGCGAUUUCCUCUUCGCCAGCUCGACCGGUGCAUCCUCCAGGAACUCCAAGAAGAACAGCAACAACAAGAACAAGGAGGGGACAUCCAGCCCCGAAGGCGAGUACCUAGCCUACACCGUCUACCGCAAGACAUGGGGCACCCUGUCCCGCAAGACGCAAGUGCUGGUGUCCCGCACCGUUCUGCUGGCGAGCAUGUUGUUCGCGAACACAGUCGUGCAGGCCGCAGGGACAGUGAACCAGGUGGACGCCGAAGGCGCAAUGGUCUGGGGUGCCGUGUGGGCCAUCGCGGCGGUUAUUACAGGCGCGAUGUUUGGAUGGAUUGAGGCCGUGGAUGGAGUAUAGGUCCAUCAGCUUCAUUCAUCAUCAGGUUGAGAGAAAAAAAUUAGUUCCUUUCAUCCGAUUUAUGAUGAUGUCACUUGGUGUUAUUUUCUUUCUUCCUGUUGGACUCUUUAUUUUCCCCUUCUUUCCGCCCAUUUCUCUCUGUUCAAUGAGAUGAGAUGCCGUAUCUCCGUGACACAGAAGCAAAAGCAACAUUCUC